This is a messenger RNA of Ustilago hordei, 2382 nucleotides long. RefSeq lists its product as uncharacterized. The transcript has a single exon. The record is from RefSeq and is a predicted model, not a curated record. Gene Ontology annotation, biological process: transmembrane transport. Bases 1 to 2382 code for a protein of 793 amino acids. Gene Ontology annotation, molecular function: transmembrane transporter activity. Lineage: Eukaryota; Fungi; Basidiomycota; Ustilaginomycetes; Ustilaginales; Ustilaginaceae.
AUGACUUCCAGCAGUAGAAGUAGUAGUCAACACCGUCCGCACCAACCACCUGCCUACCAUGGUGCGGAUCAGCCUCCCCUCUCGCUGCAAGCGCCUUCGACCUCUCAACCACAAUCGCGCAACAACUCUUCACUACCGUCGUUGAAAGCAGCUUCUUCUUCGACAACAGAUACCCAGCUAGAGUCUCUUCACCAAUUGUCCGCUUCAACUUCGACUGCACCUGAAAAGAAGCAUGACCACAAAGCCUUUUCGCCCUCUUCUGCAUCUUCGCAUUCGUCAAUAGAUCAUGAGGAGCACGCCGACUUGCCCGGUCCCUUGCCCACCACACAUACACUACAGCCACUAGCCUCGCGUCUCACACGAGCAGACUCUCGGCCCAAGCCUACACAGGCCGCUGCUGCGACUGGUGCCAAAGACCAAGCUUCUCAUGGCCGCCAACGGUCCUCAUCGAUAUCUUACAUUGACCCAGCCAACAGGUCUUCGGACUUGCAACGCGCCUCCUCGCGGGUCUCAUCAAUACACCGAUGCGCCGACCCUCACUAUCCAGCCUCUGCCCUCGCUCUAACUCUCACCAAGUCGGAAGAUCCUUAUGCAACCUACAUCGACUGGCCUGCCAACGACUCCGAGAACCCAUUUAAUUGGCCAAAGUCCCGAAGAUGGCUCCUCGUCUCCGUCUGCUUCCUCUUCACCGCCUGCACUGCCUUCAAUGGUUGCGGAUACCCGUCAGCAUCUUUCCAAGCCGCUCAAGACUUGCAAACUACCCAGCUUGUGUUCCUCGUCGGCAACACCGUCUUCCUCUUUGCCGUCUCCAUCACCCCACUAGUCCUCGCUCCGUUGAGCGAAGUUUACGGCAGAAGCCCGAUCUACCUCACCGCUGUUGCCAUCUUCACCCUGCUGUACAUCCCUCAAGCGCUCGCCAAGAACAUCACAACCAUCAUUGUCGUACGUUGGUUCCAGGGCAUGGCUGCUUCUGUCGGUAAUUCCAUGGUUGCAGGAAGUGUUUCGGAUGUUUUCCACGCCAACGAACGAGGCUUUCCCAUGUCGCUCUACGCCAUUGCCGUGUACAUUGCGCAAGGUGUGUCGCCCUACAUCUCUUCCGUGACGGUCAACAGGGCAAGCUGGAGGAUCAUGUUUUGGUGGCAAGGUGCGCUCUCGCUCCUUACCUACAUUCUCAUGGCUCUGUUCCUCAAGGAGACUCGAGGACCCGUUCUGCUCUCUCGCCGAGCCAAGAAACUCACCAAGGAGACCGACAGGCUGCAUAAGUGCAGAGCCGACGAUGAACGACUCAACUUUUUGGUCAUGGUCAAAGUCUCACUCAUUCGACCUAUGCAGUAUCUUGUCUGCGAGCCGGUCGUGCUCAGCUUCGCACUCUGGAUUGGAUUCUUGUGGGGUAUCAUCUUUAUCUCCCUCGAAGCCAUUCCUAUCGUCUUUGCAGGCUACGGCUGGGACUCGGAGCAGCAGCACAUGGCACUCCUCACCAUUGCGGUCGGUGGUACCAUUGGCUACCUCCUCAACUUCCAUCAAGAGAAGCUCUAUGCCGCCGCAGCACACAAGUACGGCGGUAAGCCACCUCCGGAAGCUCGUCUCUACUACGCAGCCGCAGGAGCCGUGCUCGCCCCAAUUGGACUCUUCAUCUUCGCCUGGACGGGUCGAGCAAAUAUCAACCCCGCCGCGCCCAUCAUUGGAUUGACCAUCUUCAACCUCGCCCUUUUCCCCGUAUACCUUGCUGUCUUCUCCUACCUUGCCGACGUAUACGAACGAUACGCAUCAAGUGCACUUGCUGCCCAGAGUUUCUUACGAAACACCUUCGCUGCAGCUUUCCCACUUUUCUCUCAGCAGAUGUACACCAAGUUGACGCCAAAGUAUGCUUCCACGCUAUUGGCAUGCAUUGCUGCCUUGCUGGGAGUCGUUCCCUUCGUACUACUCAAGUACGGAGAUCGCAUUCGCAAGCACAGUCGAGCAGCAAUGGCGUUGGAAGCAGAAGAACGAGAAGCAGCUGAAUUCUUGGCCCAUGAAGAGGAGAAGGAAGUCCGUCGCAAUGCUAGAAGGCAAGCUCGUGCAGCACGUCAGGCCGCAGCAGCUUCCCAUUCGACAGGUACGACAGCGGCAAACACGCCCGAAUGGCAGAAGGACGUACCGUCCCACUUUGACGAGGAGAAAAUCAUCGAUCGUCACCAAGAAGAGGAGGGAGAAGACCACGAUGAUUCGGUCGAGGAAGAGAAACGCGCAGCCCAUCAUCAGCAUCAGCAUAGUGAUGAUGGAGACACAAUCAGCUCUGGUAGCGUUACUCCUUUUCCCACCACUGCUAAUGUUGCAGUCAGACCAGAAGACUGUAGCGAUUGCAACAACAUCAAACGUAUGCCUCCUACUAGCAUUUUGUAA